UACAGCGCGACAUACAAAGAAACGCUUAUUUUCACUUAAAAAUCAAAACUAAUUACUUCCUGAAAAUCAUAUUAUCUCCAUUUGGGAGCAACAAAAAUGUCAAGGUUUCGAUCAAUCUUGCGAUCUUCCUUGGAUGCAACUAAGAAAGCACUUACAUGGAGUGCUGAUGAUCUGAUGCCUCCAAGUGAGAAAUAUGUCUUCAAAUUUAAUACAAAGGAGGAGCUGAAAAGGUGGCAUCUAUAUUCUGAUUCUGAGUACGGAGGUUUGUCCUCUGCAUCAUUAGAGAUCAAAGAUGCUAGGAAUGGAUUAACUGGUGUCUUCUCGGGCAAUCUCUCUCUGGAUGUAACUGAGGGAUUGAAGAUUAAUCGCAGCGGAUUUUGUGGAAUGCGGUCCAAGAAGUAUUCAUUUUCUUGUACGCAGUUCGAUGGCUACAUCGACUUGGAUGCAUAUGAUACACUGGCAAUGAAGCUUAAAGGAGAUGGAAGAUGCUAUAUAUCUACCAUAUACACUGAGAGUUGGGUAAACCAUCCAGGGCAACCAGAAGACAACUCAUGGCAAGCUUUUGUUUUCGUACCCAAAGAUGAUUGGUAUAUAGCAAAGAUCCCUCUCGAACGAUAUUUACCAACAUGGAGAGGAAACGUUAUCGAUUCAAAAUUGGAAAUGAAUCCAUCUCGUAUUGUGGGCAUGUCUCUAUCUGUCAAUGCUGAAGGUGGUUUUCGGGGUGCUAAAACUGGACCAGGUGAUUUUAAAGUGGAAAUGGAAUGGAUCAAAGCCUUGAGGACUUAAUUUAGUUACUUCUGCUACUAACUUUAGCAUAGCCUCUUUCUUAAACGGAACCCUAAGCCAAGGAUCCCAUGUGAAAUAUGUUACUGUAAAACGUUGCAAAUAAUGCAAGUGCAAAAUGGCCUUCAGUAUAGGUACUCCUUUUUGAGUCUGCUGUUUUAUAUACGUGAAAUGUGUUUGUGACGAUCUGUUUUGGAGAUUUAGUUUGCUUCACUGUGUUGUAAAAGAUCCAAAAUUUUUGGGCGUUUUUCCCAUUAGGUGGAAAUGCGCCUGGC
Messenger RNA from Papaver somniferum (opium poppy), 1058 nucleotides. RefSeq names its product probable complex I intermediate-associated protein 30. Gene Ontology annotation, cellular component: mitochondrion. The record is from RefSeq and is a predicted model, not a curated record. Gene Ontology annotation, biological process: mitochondrial respiratory chain complex I assembly; mitochondrial electron transport, NADH to ubiquinone. NCBI's taxonomy places the organism in Eukaryota, Viridiplantae, Streptophyta, Magnoliopsida, Ranunculales, Papaveraceae. The coding region runs from base 97 to 786 and encodes 229 amino acids. The transcript has 7 exons.